Messenger RNA from Moneuplotes crassus, 2656 nucleotides. The record is from the annotation of a GenBank genome assembly. NCBI's taxonomy places the organism in Eukaryota, Ciliophora, Spirotrichea, Euplotida, Euplotidae.
AACUAAAAUUAGCAGGGGAGAGCCUGGUUCAAACCAAAAUUUGGCAAUGGAAACCAACCUUAGUGAAAUUUUGAAGGAGUUGGGGAAUCUUGAAGAAGUGACUACUGCAGACCAGAAGCUAUUCGAAGAUAACCCAAAUGAGACUAAAGAAGAUGUGGUAAAAAUCAGCAUGAACUCUACCAUAAACGAUAAUGAUAGCAAAGAGUUUGUCUUAGAUCCUGAAUUCCUCCAACAAGAGUUAGACCAAGAUUUAUCAGAUGAAGAAGGAGAGAUCCAACUUGUCAUCCAAAAGGCUAGGGAUUCUAUCAGCAGGUCUUCCCAAAGCCCACAAAAGUCCACUAGUGUGACCCCUGUCAAAGAUCAGGAGGAGGUUGACAUUAUCUCAGAUACUGAAGACAACGAAGAGUACCAAAAAGUAUCAAAAUUUCUUAAGGAAAAGAAACAGUAUGAAGAAAAUAUCCAUCAACAGUAUACUGCAAAUCUUGAAGUCCAUGAAGACUGGAAUGACGAGACAGUGGAUUACCAUCUGGAACAUAGUGACUUGCCUGACUCAAACCUUGAGAAAUGGAAGAGAGACUUCAGAUGGAAUCAAGAUAUUAUAGAUACUAAUAAGAAAGUCUUUAAGAAUGACAGUUUCCUUCCAUGUCAAAAAGAAAUCAUUAAUGCUACCAAGGCCAGAAGAGAUGUCAUUGGUCUUAUCCCGACUGGUGGUGGUAAAAGUCUCACUUUUCAGCUCCCAGGGUUGACAGAGAAAGGUUUCACCAUUGUUGUAAUGCCUCUACUAAGUCUAAUCGAAGACCAAAUGCAAGCAAUGAAGAAAAUUGGAGUAAAAUGUUUCUUUUUCUCUGGGUCUAAAGGUCACCAGAAGUUCCUAAAGGAUCUUGGAUCUAAUAAUCUUGGAGACCAAAAGCUGAUCUAUAUUACUCCUGAAAAAUUAGUGAACUGCUUUGAACUCCUCGAUACACUCGACCAUCUAUACAUGCAAAGACUCAUUCAGAGAUUCGUCAUAGACGAAGCUCAUUGAGUCGUCCAAUGGGGAAACGAUUUCAGAAGGGAUUACCUUGGUCUGAAGAAAAUCCGAAGAAGAUUUGAAGAAGUGCCCAUUCUUGCUCUAACUGCUGUUGCUACCAAGAAAGUUAGUGAUGAAAUAAUAGAGCAACUGAAUAUGUCUGCCAACACAGUCAAGAUCAAGAGCUCCUCCAAUCGGCCUAACUUGUAUUAUGAAGUUAAGCAUGUGAAAUGAUGCAAAGAUAUCAUAAAAGAUAUUCUAAAACUGCUAAAUUCUAAAUUUAAAGAUCAGUCAGGAAUCAUUUACUGAGCCACACGGAAGGAGUGUGAUGAACUAGCUGUGAAACUAUACCAAGAGCACAAAGUUGCUUGCGCCCCUUAUCACUCUAACAUGUCCGAGAAGGAUAGAAAGUCCGUUCAAAGUAUGUGGAUGGAAGAUGAAAUCAAGGUAAUCGUCGCAACAAUCGCCUUUGGAAUGGGCAUCAACAAGAACAACGUUCGGUUUGUUAUCCACUACAAGCUUCCUAAAUCUCUUGAAAACUACAUGCAGGAAUGAGGAAGAGCAGGUCGAGACCAGAAGCCAGCUCACUGAAUGCUUUACUAUUCAUACUCUGACCGACGAAAGCAGGAAUGCCAUAUGGCCAAGACAUCGAACGAUGAUUUCAGAGAGACAAACCUGAAGUCACUAUAUUCCAUCGUAAACUACUGUGAAGAACCUUACCUCUGAAGAAGAAAAAUGCAGCUGCAACAUUUAGGAGAGAAGUUCAAGAAAAAGGAUUGACAGAAUACCUGUGAUAACUGACAGAGAGUUAGUAAAUCAGGAGGGAGGAUUGUUGAAGAAGAUUACACCCAAGAAGCUAAGACAAUCGCAUAUUUUGUCUCACGGUGUUCUCAGAAUGGCAGACAUUGUCAGUGGACAGUCAUCCAGCUCGCCGAAGCACUCACAGGAAGGCCUUGUAAGAAAAUCAAUAAGUUUUGUGACCUUAAAAGAGAUUUUUAUGGAAGGCUUAAGUCUCUUGAUCAACACAUGGUUCGUCGUAUCUGUUUGAGAUUGGUUGGCUUAGGAAUUCUGAAGGAACAGAUGGUGAAACUUGACUACUCUCAUCUCUCCUCUGGUGUUGCAACCUACAUAUUCCCUAACAACGACGCUAACUUCAAACGCAUCACAAACCACAAACACAAAGUGUUCAUGACAAAUAUCUUCAUCGACCCUAAUAACAAGCCGAAGCCAAAAGCAGUGAUCAAAGAACUUCCGAAGAUGAAGGCAAAGCCAAAGCCAGCUGCUAAAAAUAAAAAGAGGGAAUCCCAGAAAUUAUCAAAAGAUGCUGAUGAAAGAAGGAAAGCUAAGUUCGAUAAGGAUAUUUCUAGUAUAAAGAAGCGUGAGAAGAAGGAUUUUGAUAAAAAUCGCGUGCCUUCUUCAGAUGAGCAAGAGUUCUCUGAAGAUUGAUUUGAAGUAGGAAAAGUUGGAGGAUUAAAAACUGAAGAAAGGAGACAAGCAGUGAAUCAGAAAAAUAGCGAUGAGGAAAGCAAGAGUGAAAAUGGGAAGAAUAUGUCUUCUGGAUUGUUAAAUGGCUCUGAAGUUGAGAAUUUUCGCCAGGAAGAUAGCGAUGAUGAUUACUGACUUGAUAUUUAGUGUAAUUUAUAUAUA